Messenger RNA from Penicillium manginii, 675 nucleotides. RefSeq names its product mitochondrial fission 1 protein. Lineage: Eukaryota; Fungi; Ascomycota; Eurotiomycetes; Eurotiales; Aspergillaceae. The transcript is spliced from 3 exons. The record is from RefSeq and is a predicted model, not a curated record. The coding region runs from base 1 to 675 and encodes 224 amino acids. Gene Ontology annotation, biological process: mitochondrial fission; peroxisome fission; autophagy of mitochondrion. Gene Ontology annotation, molecular function: protein binding. Gene Ontology annotation, cellular component: mitochondrial outer membrane; peroxisomal membrane.
AUGAAAGUGACGUUGGCUUGUGAUUCGAUUCUCGUUCCGCCUAGCUCGGCUUCAUCAUUCGGUCCUGUUUUGUUUCCUAACUCUCCCCGAUACUCACGACUCUGCCAUUUGUUACAAACUUACAUUCAACUUGAAAUAUGGGAAGAAGUCCAGGUAGGUGGCCCGCACUCAUCCGCUUCCGCUGUUCACUUUAUUGACCUUUUGAUGCUAGAAAUCGAGGCGGCCUUCCGGCCCCUACGAGCCGGUGAGCUUCAGGUCCUCCGGUCGCAAUAUGAAAAGGAGGGCAUGUAUGCUGGAGUCCAAACGAAAUUCAACUAUGCAUGGGGCUUGAUCUGCGAAGACCAACGAUCCGAUCAACAAGAAGGUCUCCGCUUGCUAGCCGAGAUCUUCAGAGCCGCCCCGGAGCGCCAACGGGAAUGCCUCUGGUACAUGGCGUUGGCCAACUACAAGCUCGGCAACUACGGCGAAUCGCGUCGACUGAACGAUGCGCUCCUGGAACACGAAGGCAAGGAUGAGCAAGGGAAGUGGAAGAAUCGCCAGGCGUCGAAGCUGGAAGAUGCCAUCAACGAAAAGGUCACGAGGGAAGGACUGAUGGGCAUUGCUAUCAUGGGAGGCUUAGCUGUCGCGGCGGGUACAGUAGCCAGUCUGGUCUUCAAGGGCGUUCGCAGACGGUGA